UUUUCCAAACGGGCUUCAGCAAGAUGGCUGCAGUUGUUCAAGCAAAUCAGGAGUGCGGGUUACUAGCCAGCGGUCCACAUCACUAGAGACAGCCAGCGCUUGUUCCUGACCGCCCGUCCGAGUGUUUGAGUGUGUGUGUGUGUGUGUGUGUGUGUGUGUAUGUGAGAGAGCCGCAGCCAGUGGACCGAGCGAGUCACUUCUGACAAAUGAGAUGGUAAGAGGGAGGAAGGAGUGAGGCCAUGGGCUGCACCUCAGCUAAGCAGGUGUCGGCUGUGCCCACUGACGAAGAGGGCCGGGGCAAAGCCUACAGCAAUGGAGACCUCUUCACUGAUGAAUAUAAGAUGAAGGGAGUGGAGGAGGUGAAGUACAUGCGUGGAGAAGAGGACAGGGUGAAUGCACGCAACCAGGAGAACCUGGAGAAAAGCUCAACACAGUACAGGACCAAACAGCACAAAGAGGUGCCUGGGCCCAGCGCCAACAAGACGAACAUACAUACGUCAGAGAGUCAGCAGGAGUUCUUCAGAAUGCUGGAUGAAAAGAUUGAGAAGGGGCGGGACUACUCCUCGGAUGAAGAGGAUGAUGUGACAUAGCAAAGAGGUCUCGAUUAAUGACAAAGAUGGAAAGAGAGAGAGAGUGGACUCAAAUCAGUGUUUUCUAUGUCUGUAACACUCUAUCAGUUGAGAGACAGAGUAUGUGUGUGAGAGUGUGUAUGAGUGUGUGUUUGUGAGAGUGAAGGCAAGCAGGACUAUUUCACAUCAGCUGUUGCACCCUUGACACCUCUCCUCUCUUGGGGUUGCCCUGCUUGGAGAUCUAGAUGGUUGGGUGAAGAAGUAAAAAUUUGAUUGACAUUUUAUCGACACAGACUCACUCUGACAUGAUAUUGGGACCUCGUCCUCUCCUGUCAUCUCCUUCUCUGAUCCUACAGCCAGCUUUGAGCCCCUUCCUCCUCAGCUGUGACAGAGGGCCUCAACUAGCCAUCUGAGAGAAAGAGAGAGAGAGAGAGAGAGAGAGAGAGAUUAUGCCGAGGAGAGCAAGAUGAAAGGAUAUGGAGAGAAGAAUGAUGCCAUGCCCCUCCCAGGCCUUGUUUAAGUGGCAGACCAGUGAAACACUGACAUAUGGAGGAAAGUGAGGAGAGCUUACCAACACAUCCUCUGUGGAUGAAUGCAAAAGAGUGUUGUGAAUGUUCUUGUUGGAAGGGAGAAAUGAAAAAGAGCUAUUUUAUUAAAAGCGAUUAUAUGAACGAAUUUUGAUAUUUUGAUAAGAGCAACAUGUGGCCCAUUUUUUUUUUUUUGCAAAACUGAUAUGGACUCCUGCCUUUUGAAGGACACCCCCCACCCCCUUUUAAAAAUUUUUAAUUUUUAUUUUUUUGGCUUAUUGAAUAGAUCAGUGCCCUCAAACUAGUGCUGUAAAGGUCAGGGCUGUGCGGUGACCCCAUAACACUCUUGUACAAACACACACACAAAGACUUCAAGCUAAAAUAUAUUACCACACCUUCUUUCCACACACACAUUCUCACUUUCUAUUUGUAUACACUGCUAAUAUGUUUCAAGUUCUCAUAAAUGGGCGGAAAUAAGGGCAGUCUACACACACACACAAAUAUAUCCCUUACAGCCAGUCACAUGGGCAGCAUUUAACUCACAUAUCCAUAUUGACUUUUUAUGCUGCUCUGUUAAUACAGGUAAUGGGACUGUGAUGAGUGUAGCAGAGAGCUGGGACUGUCUAACUGUUGUUUGUGUGUAAACCAGGUCUGUGUUGGCUAAUCUGUGUCAGAGUCAGGUCUGACUGUGUUAAUCUUUGUUGACGGGAUGUCUGGUUCUGAGAAGGGUUUGCUAAUUGUUAGCCUAAAGGUGUUCGUCGUAGCCCUGUUUGUGUUUAGCUGCAGUUGUCACCUCGGUUUUUAUUUUAUUUUUAUUUUUUUUUAUUUUUUUUUUUUUGCCAUAAUUCCUUCUCUGUUCCUCACUCUUCCUAUUUCACUCAGUAGUAUUUAAGCGUUCAGGCUAAACUGCGAUGCCUCUUACUGGAGACCAUCGGGCCAGUAUGAGAUGGGGUGGAGUCACUCCGGCGACAGCGCUGGCAAGGCAUCAGUCAUCAUGAUGGUUACUGGAUUGAAUCCUUUUUAAAUUUUUAUUUUCAAGAUGUUUUCUUUUUCUAUUAAAAAAACAAAACAAAAAUAAGACACAUGAGCUAUUGGUUUCUGUUUCUGAGUGCUUUCUCAAUGAUUAAUUGUUUGGCGUGUGUGUGCGUGCGUGUUGCUGACAUCAUUAAUGCGUUCCAGCGUCAUGUUUACUGUUGGUGAUCUGACUCAUAACGUUAAAAAUACUUUAAUGGUUUCUGAGGUCGAAUUUCAAAUGCAGAGAUGUGAUUACAUUUCCACGAUGGGUUAAAAUAUUAAACCCUACAAAUAUAUAACUAUAUUGUAGAAAAAGCUGUCCAACAUAUCACGUCUUUGCUAAGAUUCUAGAUAGAAGAGGCAUUUAGAACUGCCAUCAAUCCAGCAACAAGAGGUGAAAGCGCCUGUAUCUUAAUUGAGCACACUUGUUGACGUUUGUCUCCAUCUGCUGGUUGAAGAACGAAACUACACCAGAUAUUUCAACAAGCUGGUAACGCCUCAGAGCAAUGUACUAAAUCCAGGGACUAAAAACGGUUCAAGGAACGAAAACAGAAAACAAACGAUUUUUUUCUUUCUCUUUUUUGUUUUUGUUGCGGAACGUAAAUGAAAAUAGGAGCAAAGUCCCUUUCAAUUGUUCCAGAGUGAAAACGUUAUUUUUAAAUGCUUAUAACCAGUCAUUUGUUUUCAUGUAACCAAAAAGGGUUUAUCACAGUACAUUUUUGGAAUUACACCACUCUCUGUUGCUCAAAAAAUGGGGCUUCACUCUUUUUAGUAGAACAUGAUAAGCAUGUGCUUUGAUACUGAAGGAAACAGCUGAAUCACACAUUUCUUUGCCUAUUUGCACAUUGUGGAUGUAGCCUUCCGUGACCUGCCGACGACCUUUUUGGCAACUAUGUAUAAUUACAUAUACUACAUAUACAUGCAUGAUUAAUUCAGAUACAAGGGAAAAUAUAGAGGUAACAAGUAAAUUUCUUAGUUGUUUCCAAGUCUUCACUGAAUUGCUGUUAGGUACAAAUACAGAUUUGAUGCCGUGGUUUUGACUGAGAAGCAAAUCUGUAAUUAAAACAAAUAAUUAAAAAAAGAUAAUUCAACAAUUAUUAAAUAAAAUAAUUAGCAUAAGAUGACUUUUAGUCCAAUCAUGCCCACGCAGUUAUGAAGGAGAGAGAGAUUUAGUCUAUUAAUUAAUUUUAGAUGCAUAUAUAUAUAUAAAAUAUAUUUUGGGGAUAUAUUUAAUAUAAAGAAUACAUUUAUUGAAAAGAUGUUAUUUUAUACAGGAUACUGUAUACUACGCCUGUUAUGAUUUCUAUACUCAUAAUUCCCCCAGAUGGCAGUAAAAAAUAAAAAUAAUUGCCUAUAUUUUUGCUUAUUUUAGGUGAGGCAAGUCCCUUAUUCUGAGCAUGUUUUUCCAGAUCAUGUCACUUGUUUGUCUUGUGAGAUCUGGCAACACUGCAACUGGUAUAUCACCCACCCUUAGCACAGAGUACUGUCAUUUUAAAAAGAACGUUAUUAACCAUUGUUUUAUUUCGUUCUAACCGGUUACCAAUUGGAAAGGAGGCUAUGGAACACCGGAACCGGAACGAAAUAAUGUUUCUGCUCAGAACGAACCAACAUUAAAAACAUUUAUUUUUUAGUCCCUGACUUAAUCCAUUAGCAUCCAAACAUGGGAAAUGCCUUUGUCACAUUAUUUAAUUAUGUAAAUAAAAAUUUAAAUAGUUACAUUUGAGUCAUUUCAGAUAUGGAACAUACAGGGUCCAAAAGUCUGAAACCACAUACUUCUAUUUUGCAUUUUCCUAAAAUAAUACAGGUGGUUUUGAUAAAAACUAAAUUAUCACCAUAACAAUUUGAGUGAAAUUUUUUUUAUUGGAAAAAUUUAAUUUCCUCUUUUACUUUUAUGUCAUCAUGUCUCAUUUUCUUUACAAAUGAAAAGGCAGAUAUGAAGAACUCAUCCAUGUCGUAUCAGAAAUAUAUUUUAAUUUUCACCAUUCGCCACAUUAUUAGCAUAGAUUAUGCAUAAACUGUGGUUAUUUUUUUCCAAAGGAGGAAGAGAUUUCUUGGCCUUCUUGUCCGGCUCUAACAGUACCUGGAGAAAGGUGCAGAAGAGUACAGACAGGAAUACUGGUAAAGUCAAUGUUCUUUCCACUCUGAGGUAAAACCCAAUAAAUUCCUUCUCAUGUGAAAGCUGCCUUAUUAGAGAACAAAAUGUUCUGGAGGUUUGGCUAUGUUCUUCUCUCUCACAUGGUGUGCUGGUGUGACACUUGCAAACACACAUAAACAUGGUCGAGUGAGUUUUACCAGACUAAGAUAGUGCUGGAUUUGUAGUGGUUAUGCUCUCUGGAGGACUGCGUUGGGGGUUGCAGAGCUAAGUAGGCUUCAUGACGGUUGAUGUGAGUUGAAGUGGAUGUGAACAAUUUAAAUGGGAUAAAUUAGGAAGGUUUUGAGUGUUUGUGUGUGUGAGUGAGAGAGAGAGAGAGGGAGAGAGUUGGGUUCAGCCCUUGUGAGAGCGCUGGCUUGCUUGUCACUCUGCAUUGCCAACAUGAGCUCACAGCUAUUACACCUAACUCAAUCCAGCAGCCCUCUCAUGCCCUCCCUCUCUUUCUUUCUCUCUCUCUUUCUGUCCUCAGUCAUCUGCACAUAUAUCUCUAGCCUCUCUUCCCAUCUCUCUCUCCUCCAUCAAUCAUCCACGUCCUACUUGCCUGACACUUCCUUUAUUUCAACUAAACAGCCCCAAACCACUGAGUCCAUCUCUUGUAUAAACAGACAUUGUGGUUCUCUAAUUAUAGCCUGUUAAACACUCACUCAUCUUUUUAUUUUAUUUUACAUUCCCAGAACUUCAACUAGCUGCUUGUAACACUCUCGUUCAUCACUGCAUUCAAUUGACUAAACUGUCAACAUAUCCCGCAGACAGAAACAGGACCACCUUCCCUGCAUUAUGCAUCAACAUUACUCUGGUGUAUGCAUUGUUUUGGAAAUAAACACUAGUAACAGAA
Molecule: messenger RNA, 5097 nt
Organism: Myxocyprinus asiaticus (Chinese sucker)
Lineage: Eukaryota; Metazoa; Chordata; Actinopteri; Cypriniformes; Catostomidae
Exons: 6
Coding region: 240-590 (116 amino acids)
Source: RefSeq, a predicted model, not a curated record